Messenger RNA from Tyto alba (common barn owl), 769 nucleotides. RefSeq lists its product as uncharacterized. The record is from RefSeq and is a predicted model, not a curated record. Bases 1 to 612 code for a protein of 203 amino acids. The transcript is spliced from 4 exons. NCBI's taxonomy places the organism in Eukaryota, Metazoa, Chordata, Aves, Strigiformes, Tytonidae.
AUGCCGAUGGGCUUGGCGGAGCACACCGCUCUCCGCAGGCUGCCCGGGGUCAGGAGCAAUCGGGCGGCUUCUCACCGCCGCACCUCGCAGCAGCCGUACCUGCAGGGCCGCUGCGUGUCCCGGUGGGGUGGCAAAAAAAAAAAAAGCCCUUCUCCCCGCCUUGCGGUCCUGGAAGAAGAGGAAAAUGCCUGCCUCUGCCAAAAACCUGGCUAUGCAAGCCGAGUCACCUCAGAGCUCCAGAAGAGCCGGUGCAUACUGGCGAAGCUGAGACGGAGCCUGGCAACAGCCUCUGAGAGCCCAGCCACUUCUCAGCCCUCCUUCCCUGAACCUGCACCACUCCCAGCGGCACCAGCGGUGAGCUGGGAGCACCGACCACCACUGAACUGCAGCCCAGGAGGGCACAGCUUUCUCCCGUCUCUGUCCAAAAGGAACCCAGUCACCAUGACUUCCGCAAUCAUCCCGUUCACCAGGACUGAUGGAGCACAGAUGUACUCUCGAGGGAGUGAGCGCAAACCAGAACCCUCAUCUCUGGAAAAUGCUUCCCAGGAAGAACCAUCUCCUCACCAUCACGUAUCCCAAAGGACCUACGGAGAAGACAGAGCAGGAAAUUAAGCAGAAAAGUGAGUUCCUAGGACUUUUGCUACUUUACCCCUUUAAGGUUCUCAAGCAGGAUUUACGAUCACAUUGUGUUCAGAGACACAGAGCACAGUGUUGUGCUAACAGGUAAGCAGGAAACAACCACAGUGAGAUACAGAUCUGCAGUGCUUUA